This is a messenger RNA of Salvelinus fontinalis (brook trout), 6421 nucleotides long. Its product is annotated as nuclear receptor-binding protein 2-like. Lineage: Eukaryota; Metazoa; Chordata; Actinopteri; Salmoniformes; Salmonidae. The record is from RefSeq and is a predicted model, not a curated record. The coding region runs from base 443 to 1960 and encodes 505 amino acids. Gene Ontology annotation, biological process: protein phosphorylation; endoplasmic reticulum to Golgi vesicle-mediated transport; intracellular signal transduction. Gene Ontology annotation, cellular component: endomembrane system; cytoplasm. The transcript has 17 exons. Gene Ontology annotation, molecular function: ATP binding; protein serine/threonine kinase activity.
UAGUGUCUAGCUUCACAUAGGUGAAGCAACUGAACCAACAACACCGACAUGACGCAUGGUGGUGAAAUAUGUAAAAAACAAAUAUUUCACACCGUAAAUGGUAAAAGUAAAUAACGAAACAAAGGGAGGCAUCGGAAAACAACUUCGUCUUUCCCAUACAGGCUUUAUCUAUACGAGUGGUUUUGCUCUUCAUCUGUGAAUACGGAUAGUAGGGGCAACAUUUCGCAAUCUAUUUUGCAUACAGUUGAGUGCGCGCACUAGACUGGAACCUUUUUCCUUGUUUAACAUAAUAACAUGAAUAUUACAUAAUUUAUUGAAGCUUUUUAUUUGAACUUUAUACGGCGUACAUUUCUAAGGUGUUUUGUGAAACCUUUAGUCGCGCGCGACGUCUGCGCUACAUUCGAGUGAAACCAACGGGGAAUAACAUAAAACACGGAAUACAAUGACUAUGUCCGUCCCGGAGAGGAAUUCAGGGUCCGAGGGGAAGGAGGAGGAGAGUGAAGAUGAGAGUGAAAUCCUCGAAGAAAGCCCAUGCGGUCGCUGGCAAAAGCGAAAGGAGCAGAUCAGUCAAGGUAAUGUCCCCGGUGUUGAGAGUGCGUCGCUGGCCAUGGACACAGAGGAGGGAGUCGAGGUGGUGUGGAAUGAGGUGCUUUUCAAUGACAGGAAGGUCUUCAAGGCACAGGAGGAGAAGAUUAAAGAGAUGUUUGAGAACCUGAUGCAGGUUGAGCACCCAAACAUAGUCAAGUUCCAUAAGUACUGGCUGGACAUGAAAGAGAGUCGAGCUCGGGUCAUCUUUAUCACAGAGUACAUGUCCUCAGGCAGCCUCAAGCAAUUUCUCAAGAAAACCAAGAAAAACCAUAAGACCAUGAACGUCAAGGCUUGGAAGCGAUGGUGUACCCAAAUUCUCUCUGCCCUCAGUUACCUGCACUCCUGUGAACCGCCCAUUAUCCAUGGCAACCUGACCUGUGACACCAUCUUUAUCCAACACAAUGGCCUCAUCAAGAUUGGCUCAGUAUGGCACCGGCUGUUUGUGAAUGUGUUUCCGGAGGCCAGUGUUCAUGGUAAAGUCCGCCCCAACCGAGACGAACAGAGGAACCUGCACUUCUUCUCUCCUGAAUAUGGCUUGGCUGAGGAUGACUAUGCUAUUGACAUCUUCUCCUUCGGGAUCUGUGCUCUGGAGAUGGCUGUCCUGGAAAUACAGGCUAAUGGAGAUGCUGUUGUGUCCAAGGAGGCCAUCACCAACGCAGGCCAGUCUCUGGAGGAUCCCCUCAUGAGAGAGUUUACUCAGUCGUGUGUGCGUCACGAGGCCAAGCAGCGUCCCACAGCCCACGACCUGCUCUUCCACCGCGUGCUGUUUGAGGUUCACUCCCUCAAGCUACUGGCUGCCCACUGCCUCAUCAGCAACCAGUACCUGCUGCCAGAGAACUGUGUGGAGGAGAAGACCAAGUCCUUUGACCCCAACGGUCUCAUGGCAGAAAUCAAACAUGGCAACCGGCCUGGUGUUCAGCUCAAGUAUUCCCAUGUGUCUCCUUUGGAGCUGGACAAGUUCCUUGAGGACGUCAAGAAUGGGAUAUACCCCCUCAUGAACUUUGCAUCGUCGCGGCCCCACCCCGUACCCCGUGCCCUAUCCCUGUCCCACGAACAGGUGGAGACGGUGAAGUCCCCCACCCCUGAGCCCCAAGAGACAGAGAGCAGAAAGGUGAUUCAGAUGCACUGUAACUUGGAGUCAAAUGAAGAAGGGACCAAAACUCAUCUCUCUCUGUUUCUUAAGAUGGACGACAAGCUCCAUCGACAACUUAGCUGUGACAUCCUUCCGACUGACAGCUCCAAAGACCUUGCCAAUGAACUUGUUCACUACGCCUUUAUAAGUGAGGAGGACUGUGGGAAGCUGGCAGGAUUCCUUGAGGACGCGCUCACCAGACACAAGGGCAAAGCGCUGGCCUCUGGGAUCACACAGUGAGAAGGGGCCGCUACGGAAGCUGGCCCACAGAGAGGGGCCUCGGGCAUUGACCACUCAAACAGAGCAAGACAGGGGCUAGAAGGCAGGAUGACUCAGCCAGGAUCAGAGGGGCUGGCUCCAGUGAGGGUUUGAAGGAUUGAGCCUGAUGAGUGGUGAUUGGGACUGGGCCUGAUGAUUGGUGGAUCAUCCCAAAGAGGGCUAGGAUAGGCCAGGACUGAGAGGGACUGAAAGCAUCUCCGGUUGGAUGACUCAGAGGCAUUAUGGCUUGUUAAAUCCAUUUGAAUUCAAUCACUUUUUGACAACACCCCUUUUGAUUUGAACAAAAUCUGCCAUACAUAUUUUCCCAUUGUAGAAGGCUCCGAAAGUAACAUUCAAGUGAUAAAGGUGCUCAAAGUUGACUGAUUUUGCAAACUCCACCAUACCAUGAGACUUCCAUAUCUUCAUCACUGGAAAAUAUAGUCAGUUGAGAUUGAUAUCAUUUAAAUGCAUACAAACAGGGUUGUCAAAUAUUUUAUAAUUUCUGGCAAUAACAUAAAAACUUUAUACAAAUGUCCUUUAAAAAAAAAAAAUUAACGUCAAUUAUCUUUUCGCAUAUGUUGUAACUUAGACCCUAUUUGACAUCAUCUAAGGUUUUGUGUUAUGCCCGCCAUCGGUUGAGAAACAACAUGCUUUUGAAUAAUUCUAAAUCAUAUACACAUAUUUAGCAGAUGUUAUUGCGGGUGUAGUGAAAUGCUUGUAUACCUAGCUCCAACAGUGCAGUAGUAUCUAACAAUUCACAACAAUGCACACAAAUCUAAAAGUAAAAGAAUGGAAUUAAGUAAUAUAUAAAUAUUAGAGUGGCAUUAACUAAAAUACAGUAGAUGGAAUUAAGUAAUAUAUAAAUAUUAGAGUGGCAUUAACUAAAAUACAGUAGAUGGAAUUAAGUAAUAUAUAAAUAUUAGAGUGGCAUUAACUAAAAUACAGUAGAUGUAAUUAAGUAAUAUAUAAAUAUUAGAGUGGCAUUAACUAAAAUACAGUAGAUGGAAUUAAGUAAUAUAUAAAUAUUAGAGUGGCAUUAACUAAAAUACAGUAGAAUAGAAUACAGUAUAUACAUAUGAAAUGAGUAAAGCGGUAUGUAAACAUGAUUAAAGUGACUAGUGUGCCAUUAUUAAAGUGACCAGUGAUUCCAUGUCUAUGUACAUAGGGCAGCAGCCUCUAAGGUACAGGGUUCAAAUCAAAUCAAAUUUUAUUAGUCACAUACACAUGGUUAGCAGAUGUUAAUGCGAGUGUAGCGAAAUGCUUGUGCUUCUAGUUCCGACAAUGCAGUAAUAACAACAAGUAAUCUAACCUAACAAUUCCACAACUACUACCUUAUACACGCAAGUGUAAAGGGAUAAAGAAUAUGUACAUAAAGAUAUAUGAAUGAGUGAUGGUACAGAACAGCAUAGGCAAGAUGCAGUACAUGGUAUAGAGUACGGUAUAUACCUAUGAGAUGAGUACUGUAGGGUAUGUAAACAUAAAGUGGCAUAGUAUAAAGUGGCUAGUGGUCCAUGUAUUACAUAAGAUGGCAAGAUGCAGUAGAUGAUAUAGAGUACAGUAUAUACAUAUACAUAAGAGAUGUGUAAUGUAGGGUAUGUAAACAUUAUAUUAGGUGGCAUUGUUUAAAGUGGCUGGUGGUACGUUUUUACAUAAUUUCCAUCAAUUCCCAUUUUUAAAGUGGCUGGAGUUGAGUCAGUAUGUUGGCAGCGGCCGCUAAAUGUUAGUGGUGGCUGUUUAACAGUCUGAUGGCCUUGAGAUAGAAGCUGUUUUUCAGUAUGUAUGGGUUGCAUACAGGGUGAGGGUGAGUGUCAUGUUUUGGCAGAAAAAUGUACUAAAAUGGGAAUAAAAUGAAAAUGUCACCUUUCAAAUGGUACCACAAAGAUCAUAAGAUAAUGUUGACUUGAAUGGGAAUAUUUGUUGUUUUAAAUCUUUCUGAAAAUCUGUUCUUUCUGACCACUUCUUCCAUGGGCAAACAUGUAUAGCAAGUUUUGUUUAAAUCAAAAGAGAUGCUGUCAAAAAGUGAUUGAAUUCAAAUGGAUUUACCCGGCUGUGUUCAGCUAUCCCACAAUGCAGUGGAAGAUUGAUAAGUCCUCUGCCUAAAAGGGCUGUAAUGCCUUAAGAUGUAAUCAUCCAUAAUGCCACUACUAUACUGUACUGCCAGUAGAGAUGUUUCCAAUUAUGGAUGGAUGUAGUGCAUUCAAGACAAACCAAUAAAACAGCUAUGUUUUUAUGUUAUUUUACAGUCUUUUAAUUAAUAGUUGAUAACUCCAGAAAUGUACAUUUGGAAGUUGUUUUUGGAAAAUAAUCUAUAAAACGUUUUUUUUUUUUUUUAAAUAAAAAGGCUCCCUAGUUUUAUAAGCCCCAGCAAUACCUACCAUAGAAAUGUCUAGCUCUUAGAGAGCAAAUUUGAUGACAAAGAUGAGAACCGUCCAACAUGCAUGGUUAACAUGCUAACACUUAAGUUAACUUCAUUAUUUUUGCUUAGUUCUAUGAACAGCAUUAGCGUUGCACUGACCUUUUUCUGUUGACGUUUUAAUGGUGUAUAAUGGUCUUCAAAACACACUCGCAGUGCAUUCUAACAGUGCUUUGCUAGCUUGAAUGACUCUCCGUGCAUUAGUAGUAACGAGCAAUGAGAUGAUGCCUCUCUUUUAGCCUGUAGUGCUCUUAAGGGUUUUCCCUGUGAAAGUGUUCUGUAAGCCAAAAACUUGCAAAGUGCCUGUGAUGGCAACCCACUAUGUACAAAACCCAUAAUACAAAACGCCACAGCAACAUAACGCAUCUUCAGAAAUGACAAAAACUCCUGACAGUCAACGAUUCAGUCUAUUGGGUUGGUGUCAACAGAAUGCUAUACUUUUCAUUUAUUCUGAAAACCAGCUUGUGAAUGUGUUGAGGGGCCACAGCUUGAACCCUGGGAAUGUCUAAAUCCAUUCUAGAACAUGGAUCAGCUAAACACAUAGAAUAUAGUCCACUCCGAUUGAGCCAUUUGAGAACGCGAUUAUGAAUGGAGGGUUUUGUUGAAUAGUGAAGGGUUUUCAAAUAAAUAAAGCUCAGAAUAUUUUUGGGGGAAAGCAAUUAAUUACUCUUCUACUGAACGAUAUAACUACUACAGUACACAACACAAAAAAAGCAUUGUAUACUUCUGGAGGUUGAAGCUGAAUUCUGCGUAAGUGUCCACAGCUGUCCGAUGCAUUCUAAAGCAAGCAAAAGUCAAUAAUAGAUCUAUUGCAGUGGGAUUUAGUAAUUUAUCGAUUGCUUUAAAGUAAAAAAAAAAAAAAUGGAAAACAACUUUUCUUAAUCAAUCUCGAACAGUAUACACUGAGUGUACAAAACAAUAUGAGCACCUUCCUAAUAUUGAUUUGCACCCCCUUUUGCCCCUUAGAACUGCCUCAAUUCGUUGGGGCAUGGAUUCUACAAGGUGUCGAAAGCGUUCCACAGGGAUGCUGGCCCAUGUUGACUCCAAAGCUUCCCACAGUUGUGUCAAGUUGGCUGGAUCUCCCUUGGGUGGUGGACCAUUCUUGAUACACAUGGGAAGCUGUUGAGUAUGAAAAACACAGCAGUGUUGCAGUUCUUAACACACUUAAACCAGUGCACCUGGCACAUACUACCAUACCCCGUUCAAAGGCACUUCAAUAUUUUCUCUUGCCCAUUCACCCUCUGAAUGGCAGGCCCACAUACACAAUCCAUGUCUCAGUUGUCUCAAGGCUUAAAAAUCCUUCUUUAACCUGUCUCCUCCCCUUUAUCUAAACUGAUUGAAGUGGAUUUAACAGGUGACAUCAAUAAGGGAUCAUAACUUUCAUCUGGAUUCACCUGGUCAGUCUGUCAUGGUGUUCCUAUUGUUUUCUACACUCAGUGUAUAUUCUUCAGUAUCUGCAUCUGUUAACAAUAUGACGUUUUGGUUCUUAUGCUAUCUGUAAAACACUGGUCCUAUUGCAAUUACACUCCUGUAUAGAUGUUGCAUAAUAUGCUCAUUGCUCUUAAAAUGUCAAGCCUUUUAUCAGCUAGUCUCUUGGGGAAAGCGCUUCUCCCAGUCAUUUAUCUGUAGCAUAUGGUGUACAUAAAUAUGUCUGUGUCUGUUCAAAGGUGUUUCCCUUGAACAGAAGUAUGAAUGCUCGGAGUGGUGCUACUGUUGUCUAGUAGUCUGCAAUGCAUGUCUUAAUAAUAGCUCCAAACUGUUCAGACACUUAUUUUCCAAGAUUGCCUUAGUCAUUGACGGAGCUCCAUUGACUGACUCCGGGGGGACCUGAUCAAGAAAAAUUAAUGUUCAGACUAAGCAAAGCCCAUUCAUCCAUUAGUCUUUUUCCGUAGCUAUCACUUCUUUCUCCCGAGUCUGGAUUCUGUUGUAUGUCGGCUCUGUAUUGUACUGGACGUGUUCUACUCAUCCUUCUGUAAAAUAUUGUACUGCAAUUAAUGACAAUAAAACAAUGUGAUGUCACAUCAUGGUGA